AUGGCAAGCAAACCCCCCUCCCCAGAACAGAUCGAGUCCGCAGACACCAUCACCCCAGCCACCGACACAGCAGACAGCGACACCCCCAAACCAACGCCAACCGCCGAAAAAGCCGCGCAAUUCCUGGCCUCCACAACAGUCGACCGCACCUUCACGCCAGAAGAAGAAAAGGCCGUCCUCCGACGCAUCGACCUGCGCGUCCUCCCCCUCCUCCUGGGCGCAUACUUCUUCCAACAACUCGACAAAUCCAGCCUGUCGUACGUCUCGAUCUUCGGGCUCGUCGAGGACGCAAAGCUCGUGGGCCAGCAGUACUCAUGGCUCGGGUCGAUCCUGUACCUGGCCCAGCUGGUCAUGCAGCCGCUGGCGGCGCUGGUGCUGGUCAAGUUGCCCACGGGCAAGGUCAUUGCGGCGGCGAUCUUUCUGUGGGGGAGUUCUCUGACCAUUAUGGCGGCUUGCACGGAUUUUCCGAGUUUGCUGGGACUAAGGUUUUGUUUGGGGGCUUUUGAGUCCAUGAUUGCACCCUCAUGCAUUGCCGUAACGCAGAUGUGGUGGCGCCGCGGCGAGCAGACGUGGAGAGCAGCCCUCUGGAACGCCAUGAACGGGGUAACCGCAAUCGUCGGGUCCCUGUUCACGUACGGCCUCGGCCACAUCCACAGCGACACGCUCUUCUCCUACCAAAUCAUCUUCAUCCUGUGCGGACUACUGACGGUCGCGUACUCGUUCGUCGUGCUGAUCUUCAUGCCGGACUCGCCCAUGGAAGCGAAGUUCCUGGGCGAGCGCGAGAAGGUCAUUGCCGUUGAGCGACUGCGCGCGAACCAGAUGGGCGUUAUUUCAAGAGAGUGGAGGUGGGAUCAUGUUUUGGAGACGAUGGUCGAUGUCAAGACUUGGGUUUGGUUUCUGCUUAUUGUUGCGAUUUCGAUUCCCAGCGGUGGAAUCAGUACGUUCGGCUCGUUGAUCAUUACGUCCUUCGGGUAUACGAACUUCACGGCCAUUCUGUUUAACCUUCCGUUCGGGGCUAUCCAGUUCGUGAUUAUUCUGCUGGGUGGCUGGCUGGCGACGAAGUUCCGCACCAAGGGACUUGUUAUUGCCGGGAUCGCCAUGAUUGCGGCUGUUGGGACGAUCAUCAUGCUCACGGUUUCGAGGGAGCAGAAGGGCGUGUUGCUGUUCGGGUACUACUUGGUAUCCUGUCUCGCCGGCAUAACGCCCCUUGUCUACGCAUGGGAAGCGCAGAAUACCGCGGGUGACACGAAGAGGAAGUGUACUUCGGCCGUUGUGCUGGUUGGGAUGUGCACCGGCAACGUCAUCGGCCCCCAGCUCUACUCCCUCGAGCAAGCCCCCGAGUACCGACCCGGAUUGAUCUCCAAUCUAGUCAUGUUCAUCCUUGUUGCCAUUAUUGCUGUGAUUGCCGACUUAUACCUCUACUGGCUCAACAAACGACACGCUAAACGACGCGAAGCGCUUGGUAAAAAUGCACGAGUUGUUGAUGAGAGCAUGAUGGGGAAGAACAAACUGCAGGAAACCAAGGCUGGUGAAGUGGAAGAUGGCGCGAAGGGGGAGGAGAGGGUCGUUGACAAGGGUUUCCAGGACACAACGGAUCUGAAGAACGAGGAUUUCAUCUAUGUGUAUUAA
Messenger RNA from Aspergillus mulundensis, 1629 nucleotides. Its product is annotated as putative MFS transporter. NCBI's taxonomy places the organism in Eukaryota, Fungi, Ascomycota, Eurotiomycetes, Eurotiales, Aspergillaceae. Gene Ontology annotation, cellular component: membrane. Gene Ontology annotation, biological process: transmembrane transport. Gene Ontology annotation, molecular function: transmembrane transporter activity. The transcript is spliced from 7 exons. The record is from RefSeq and is a predicted model, not a curated record. The coding region runs from base 1 to 1629 and encodes 542 amino acids.